AUGCCUUCUGCCCAGCCUGGGCCUCAGCCCACAGAUGCUUCUAACUCGUCGCCUAAACGCGGUCUUCGCUUUUGGCUCAUCUUCCUAGCUGUUGGUUGUGCGCUUUUUCUGUCGCCUUUGGAACUUACCUCGGUAUCAACUGCGCUUCCUUCAAUUGUACGCGACUUGGGUGGGGAUAAUUUCAUAUGGAUCACAUCCUCGUACACAUUGGCUUCAACGGCAAUUCUUCCUAUGAGUGGGGGAAUCGCACAGAUUUUUGGUCGUCGUCCUGCUAUGCUGCUUGCACUGGGUUUAUUUUCGUUAGGAAGCGCACUAUGCGGCUCGGCAAAAAGUAUUCCUUGGCUCAUCGGUGCCCGAACUGUACAGGGAAUGGGAGGUGGCGGAAUCCUUUCCAUCUCCAACAUAAUAAUCAGCGACCUUGUUCCUCUCAAGGAACGCGGAGCGAUAAGUGGUGUUCUUGGUCUCGUGUGGGCUCUUGCUGCGGCGCUUGGUCCUCUUAUCGGCGGUGCAUUCACUAAGGGUGGGCAAUGGCGCUGGCUAUUCUACAUGAACCUUCCGAUAUGUGGUGUUGCUUUCGCCCUGGUUCUCCUUCUCCUCAAGCUUCCUACUCCUCCUGGAAAUCUUACAGAUAAGCUGAAGCGCAUGGACUGGAUCGGCAAUGGGAUCGUCAUCGCAAGUUCGACUGCUGUUGUAAUUGCCCUUACUUGGGGAGGCGCAACAUUUCCAUGGUCUUCCUUCCGUGUCCUUGUUCCUCUCAUAGUCGGUCUUGCGGGUAUCGUCGGCUUUGGUUUCUACGAAGCACUAGUAGCAAAAGAGCCUAUCAUGCCGUUUUCCUUGUUAACCAACCGAACAAGUCUGAGCGGAUAUGUUCAAACAUUCAUCAAUCCCGUCGUAAUGCUUUCCGUGAUCUAUUACCUCCCUGCAUACUUUCAAGCCUGCAAAGGCGCAUCACCGCUACGUUCCGGUGUUGAAACUUUCGGGUUGAGUAUGACCCUUGGUCCCGUCGUCAUUCUCUGUGGAUGGUCAGUGACUAAGCUUGCCAAGUACCGUCCUCAAGCGUGGUUUGGCUGGGUUGUAUUGAUCAUCGGAACUGGGCUGCUCUCGACCGUUGAUGCAGAAACUUCGUUGGCCCAUUCCAUUGGAUACUCGGCUCUUAUCAGUAUUGGUGGCGGAACGGUUUAUGCAAUAACUUACUUUCCAGUUCUGGCUCCCUUGCAAGUUUCUCAAAACGCCUAUGCCCUUGCUUUCUUUGCAUUCUGUCGCUCCUUUGCCGGGGUCUGGGGUGUGACCAUCGGAGGCACUAUUCUCCAAAACGAACUCUCAAAACGCCUUCCUGCCUCAUUCGCCCAGUCCGCCCUCAACGGCGGCAGUGCAGAUAUUGCGUACUCCCUGAUUCCUAUCAUACAACAACUCGAAGAACCCUUACGGACCCAAGUCCGGGAUGCGUUCGCGGAUAGUAUCAUUCGAGUUUGGCAGACAAUGAUUGGGAUUGCAGGAAUCGGUUUACUUUCGUCGGUGUUCAUGAAAGAGGUUGCAAUGCACAAAAAGGUGGAUCAGGACUGGGCUUUGAAGGAGAAGGAGAGGAAGGCUGCGGAGGCUGAGUCUGAUUCUGUCUGA
Messenger RNA from Lentinula edodes (shiitake mushroom), 1617 nucleotides. Its product is annotated as major facilitator superfamily domain-containing protein. NCBI's taxonomy places the organism in Eukaryota, Fungi, Basidiomycota, Agaricomycetes, Agaricales, Omphalotaceae. The coding region runs from base 1 to 1617 and encodes 538 amino acids. The record is from RefSeq and is a predicted model, not a curated record. The transcript has 11 exons. Gene Ontology annotation, biological process: transmembrane transport. Gene Ontology annotation, molecular function: transmembrane transporter activity.